Messenger RNA from Sceloporus undulatus (fence lizard), 1618 nucleotides. RefSeq names its product PWP1 homolog, endonuclein (gene PWP1). Gene Ontology annotation, molecular function: protein binding. Bases 66 to 1562 code for a protein of 498 amino acids. NCBI's taxonomy places the organism in Eukaryota, Metazoa, Chordata, Lepidosauria, Squamata, Phrynosomatidae. Gene Ontology annotation, biological process: rRNA processing. Gene Ontology annotation, cellular component: nucleus. The transcript is spliced from 15 exons. The record is from RefSeq and is a predicted model, not a curated record.
CGCCGCGUGUCCGAGCGGGGAAGGCGGCUGCGGGGCCCGGUCUCUUCGUCUUCUCCUCCGGAGCCAUGAGUUGCCCAGUGACCUGCGCGGCCUGGGUGCCUCGUGGCGUUGCCAAGGAAACGCCCGACAAGGUCCAACUCGACAAGGAGGAACUGAAGCGCUUGAUCUCUGAUGCCAAGGAGAGACUGCAGACAGAAGAUAGUGAUGAUGAUGAACAUGAAGAGGCUUCAAGAGAUGCCAUGGAUGUUACUGAUGCUGGAGCAGGUACCUCUACUUCCCAAGAGGAGGACCCUGAAGAGUCUGAAAAGCUGGAUGAUGAUGAACUGGCAGAAUAUGACUUGGAUAAUUAUGAUGAGGAAACUUCAGGUGCUGAGAGUCUUGGAGAUACCCUAGCGGGUCUUACAGUAUAUGGAAGUAAUGAAAAUGAUCCUUACAUCACUAUAAAAGAUACUGAUCAGUAUGAGUCAGAGGACUUUGUGAUUAAACCCAGUGACAAUCUUGUAGUAUGUGGUAGAGUUGAUAAGGACCAUUGCAGUUUAGAGAUACAUGUUUAUAAUCAUGAAGAGGACUCCUUUUAUGUCCAUCAUGAUCUCAUCUUAUCUGCGUACCCAUUAAGUGCAGAAUGGCUGAACUUUGACCCUAACCCAGAUGAUUCUACAGGAAAUUAUAUUGCAGUGGGCACAAUGAGUCCUGUGAUUGAAGUGUGGGACCUUGAUGUAGUAGACUGUUUAGAACCAGUCUUUUCCCUUGGAAGCAAGAAAGGAAAAACAAAGAAAAAGAAAGGAAAGAAGGGUUUAUCAAAGGAAGACAAUCAAGAAGGCCAUACAGAUGCAGUUCUUGACCUUUCAUGGAAUAAACAACUCAGAUCUGUGUUGGCGAGUGCAUCAGCUGAUCAUUCUGUAAUUCUUUGGGACAUGGCCAGGGGCACACCAGCAGCAAAUCUCUCUCUUCAUACAGACAAGGUGCAGACACUACAGUUUCAUCCCUUUGAAACACAGACUCUGAUUUCUGGUUCUUAUGACAAAUCAGCCAUUUUGUAUGACUGCAGAAGUCCACAGGAUAACCAUAGAAUUUGGCGUUUUAGUGGACAGGUUGAAAGAGUGACAUGGAAUCAUUUUUCCCCUCACCAUUUCUUAGCCAGCACAGAAGAUGGAUUUGUAUACUGUCUAGAUGCCCGUUCACAUAAACCAGUCUUCACAAUGAAAGCUCAUGAUGAAGAAGUAUCUGGACUACAGUUAAGCAGCCAAAUCAAAGGAUGUCUUGUUACAUCAUCAGCAGAUAAAUAUGUGAAAAUCUGGGACAUUUUAGGAGACAAACCUAGUUUGGUCCAUUCCAGGGAUAUGAAAAUGGGUGUCCUCUUCUGUGCAGCUUGUUGCCCAGACUUCCCAUUUGUCUAUGCUUUUGGAGGAGAGAGACAAGGACUACGUGUGUGGGACAUAAGCACAAUUUCUGCAGUGAAUGAAGUUUUUGGAAACCGACAGAGGCUAGUAGUUGCCCAAGCAAGUCAUGAAGCUGAAGCAAAAAUUUCUGCUAACAGUGGCGAAACUAUAACAGAACCAUGAUGUAGCUUAGCUUUCUAUGUAUUCAAAACAAAUAUAAUUUACUACCAUGACUACUA